This is a messenger RNA of Macrobrachium nipponense, 522 nucleotides long. Its product is annotated as protein enabled homolog. Bases 1 to 522 code for a protein of 173 amino acids. The transcript has a single exon. Lineage: Eukaryota; Metazoa; Arthropoda; Malacostraca; Decapoda; Palaemonidae. The record is from RefSeq and is a predicted model, not a curated record.
AUGGAAUUAUUGCUUUUGCAUAUUUUCGUAUUCUCGACUUUCUUCCUGUUGCUGCUGCUGCUCUUGCACCUCCUCCUCCUCCUCCUCCUCCUCCUCCUCCUCCUCCUCCUCCUUCACCUCACCACCACCACCUCCUCCUCCUCCUCCUCCUCCUCCUCCUCCUCCUCCUCCUCCUCCUCCUCCAGGAGCCCUGGUAUUAAAGCUUUUGUCCAGUUUCCCAUUUUCGACUUUCUUUCUGUUGCUGCUCCUGCACUACCUCAUCCUCCUCCUCCUCCUCCUCCUCCUCCUCCUCCUCCUCCUCCUCCUCCUCCAGGGGCCCUGGUAUUAAAGCUUUUGUCCAUUUUCCCAUUUUUGACUUUCUUUCUGUUGCUGCUCCUGCACUAUCCUCCUCCUCCUCCUCCUCCUCCUCCUCUUACUCAUCCUCCACUUCCUCCUCCUCCUCCUCCUCCUCCUCCUCCUCCUCCUCCUCCUCCUCCUCCUCCAGGGAGUCCCCCAGCAGUUAGAGCAGACACUCGGUCGUAA